AUGUCGGCCUCGUGCGGGGUGGUGGAGUGCGUCUUAGUGCUGGGCUGCGCGCGGUGGCUCUGGAAGCGCUGCACCUACGUCGGCAGCUACGAUAGCGCCACUUGGACGGCCGCCACCGCCGACGAAUUCGACUCCGUACCACGUGUCUGCCGCCUCAUCCUCGCCAACUACGAGACCGAUCUCCGAAAUCCGAAGUACUACAAGCCCGCCUCCGGCUACCGCCUGAACCCGGACUGGGUCGUGAAGCGCGUGACUUACGAGGAAACUCUCGGCCAGGCGCCGCCCUACCUCAUCUACCUCGACCACGAGCACAAGGAGAUCGUGUUGGCGGUGCGUGGCCUCAACCUGGUCAAUGAGAGUGACUACAAAGUCCUCCUUGAUAACCGGUUGGGGCAGCAGAUGUUCGACGGCGGGUACGUGCACCAUGGCCUGCUGAAAUCGGCGGUGUGGCUGCUGAAUAGGGAGUCGGAGACGCUGAAGCAGUUGUGGUUGGAUAACGGUCCGGAGUAUGACAUGGUGUUCGCGGGACAUUCUUUGGGUUCUGGGGUGGUUUCGUUGUUGACGAUUUUGGUUGUAAACCAUAGGGACCGCUUGGGUGGGAUUCCGAAGGAGAAGAUUCGGUGUUAUGCGGUUGCUCCUGCCAGGUGUAUGUCCCUCAAUUUGGCUGUCAAGUACGCCAAUGUCAUUCAUUCUGUUGUUUUGCAGGAUGAUUUCUUGCCAAGAACGCCCACUCCUUUGGAAGAUAUAUUCAAAUCUAUAUUCUGUUUGCCCUGCUUAUUGUUCUUGGUUUGCCUGAGAGACACCUUCAUACCUGAGGGUAGAAAGCUUAGAGAUCCAAGGAGACUUUAUGCACCUGGACGAAUGUACCAUAUUGUGGAGAGAAAAUUUUGCAGAUGUGGGAGAUUUCCUCCUGAAGUGAGGACUGCUAUACCUGUUGAAGGAAGAUUUGAACAUAUUGUCUUGUCCUGUAAUGCAACAUCAGACCAUGGAAUUAUUUGGAUUGAAAGGGAGGCUGAGAAAGCCUUGCAUCUAAUGAAGGAGCAGAGCUCUGAAACUGUGACAGACCCUCCAAGGGUACAAAAGUUUGAGAGGUUGAAGACCAUAGAGAAAGAACAUAGAGAUGCUUUAGAAAGGGCUGUUAGUUUAAACGUGCCUCAUGCAGUGGAAAGUGCAGAGAAAGGAGCGUCAGAGAACAAUGAAGGUGAAGAAGCAUCGGGUAGUGGUGGAAGGUCAAACUGGGAUGAGGUUGUUGAAAAACUCCUAAAGAAGAGUGAGACAGCAGAACCAAAGCAGGAAAGGGAUACCAAUGUCUCACAAUAA
Messenger RNA from Sphenostylis stenocarpa, 1320 nucleotides. NCBI's taxonomy places the organism in Eukaryota, Viridiplantae, Streptophyta, Magnoliopsida, Fabales, Fabaceae. The record is from the annotation of a GenBank genome assembly.